GAUAAGAGGUCAGCGGUUCAACUCAGUAAUAUUUAGCAGAUAGAGCUCAUAAAGAACAGAGAAAGUAGAAACACACGUUAAACAUGUUACACAUUGGCAGCAGAAGCAAAACCAUAUGCCUCUCCGAUUACAAAGUCACAAAUGGAUACGUAUUUCACCACAGGCCGUCCAUAGUAAGAUGCAACUGCAACCAUGCUUCAUCAUCGGUACGGCCCCAAGAGGUAAAGGAGAGAAUAAGAAAAAUAUUUGGGAAAAUUGAGAUAUCUCCAUCUUGCUAUGACACUGCUUGGGUAGCCAUGGUCCCUUCAAGAGAUGAGCCAAAGCAGCCAUGUUUUGCACAGUGCUUGGAUUGGAUCCUUGAAAAUCAGAGAGAAGAUGGAUCUUGGGGUUUGAGUCCUACCCACUCAUUGCUUGUGAAAGACUCCCUUUCUUCUACUCUGGCUUGUUUGCUUGCUCUCUCCAAAUGGAGUGUCGGACACAAGUUAGUCCAAAGAGGUAAUUUUGUNGAUAGGAUGUCACAAAACGAGGUGGAACACGCUUUGAGGAAUUUCAGUGCAACCCUUGAACGAGCCGAAAAUAGACGAUACAUCGAGUCAUAUGAUGUAAAUAUGUUCAAAUUUUCAAAAACAGCUUACAGGUCCCCCAACAUAUACAACAGGGAUUUCAUACUAUUCUCUAUGCAUGAUUUUAAUAUAUGCCAAACAGUACACCAGCAAGAUAUUCAAGAACUCAAGAGGUGGUAUGAAGAUUGCAAACUAGACCAAUUAGGAAUUUCACCAAAAUAUAUAUACACUUCAUAUAUGCCAAUGUCUUCAUUACUCUUCGGGCCUGAAUUCUCGGAUGCUCGUUCCGUGUUUGCAAAAUACGUUUUGCUCACAACUCCAUUGGAUGAUUUUUUCGAUGAAUUGGCUUCCCAAGAGGAGCUGCUCAACCUAAUCGAAUUAGUAAAAGGCUGGAAUCGGUAUUCAACCAUAGGCUACGUUUCAGAGAGAGUUGAAAUUUUAUUUUUAGCAAUAUACAAAACAUUUAAUGAGUUUGCAGCCAAGGCAGAGAUUAUGCAAGGUCGAUGUGUGAAAGAUCAAAUAUUUGACUUGUUUCUUGAUGUUCUGAAUUGCAUGAUGAGAGAAGUAGAAUGGUGGAGAGAAGAGAAGACACCAAGUGUAGAAGAAUAUUUGUCAAUUGCCUGUGUUACUAUAGCUGUCAAAGCUAUUCUUUUUACAACACAAUAUGUUCUCGCGCCAAAACUUUCGGAGGAGGUUAUAAAAAGUGCUGAACUUGGUGAAAUAUGCAAAUGUACGACUAUGGUGUGUAGACUCCUUAAUGACACUCAAACUUACAAGAAAGAAAAAGAAGAGAGGUCAAGUAACAUAGUGAACAUACUCGUAACACAAAGUGAAGGAACGGUUUCGGAAGAAGAGGCAGUAGAACAGGUAAAAGAAAUGCUGGAGAUGAACAGAAGAAAAUUGCUGAGAAUGGUGCUUCAUAAGAAAGAAAGCAGUCAGUUGCCGCAAGUAUGCAAAGAUCUGUUUUGGAACACGAGCAAAGUAGCUCAUAUUCUAUACUCAAACGGCAAUGAGUUUCGCUCUCCAGAGGGACUCAAGAGUAAUAUAAACACAUUAUUUUACAAACCAGUCGACCUAUCCCCAAAACAAGCCUAAGAGUCUCGCCAAAUGGCCGAUGCUGAAACCCGAAGCAGAUUUUAAUGAGUUUUAUUGUUCUUAAACUGAAUGUUAGCUUAUCCUGAUGCUAUCUCUAUCACCAAUUGUGUUUCAUUGAUCACAAAGCAUUUGGAAAACUUCCUUUUGUCUCUGUACUUCAACUUAAUUAAUUGUUAGUUAUUUUGUAAAAUGUAGUGAGACCUUCAGUUAGAUUGUUGAAAUAAUUAGAGUUAUAUUUA
Nicotiana tabacum (common tobacco) is the source of this 1897-nucleotide messenger RNA. The record is from RefSeq and is a predicted model, not a curated record. Lineage: Eukaryota; Viridiplantae; Streptophyta; Magnoliopsida; Solanales; Solanaceae.